AUGACUCAAACGUCCGCUGGUCGCACCCUUGUCGCCCAGUCCCCCGCAGCCUACGGGAGUGAAAACGAGGAAUGCAGCCUCAUCUUCGCACAGCCCCCGCUGCGUCCCCAGAAGCAGGCCCCUCAAUCUCGCUGGAAGAGCGCGGUGGGGCUCAUCGUAGCCGUGACGCUGGUUGGUGCAGGCGUGGUUGGGACGUCGGUGGCAGUGGCGAAAAAGAACCACACCCCACCGACCCUGGCUCGAAUGUUCACCAAUAAAGCAUCGUUUGGUAAUGCUGUCUUGCAACGACACGACCAACUCAACGUUUGUGCUCACGCCAAGUGA
This is a messenger RNA of Aphanomyces astaci, 324 nucleotides long. RefSeq lists its product as hypothetical. The record is from RefSeq and is a predicted model, not a curated record. Bases 1 to 324 code for a protein of 107 amino acids. The transcript has 2 exons. NCBI's taxonomy places the organism in Eukaryota, Oomycota, Saprolegniomycetes, Saprolegniales, Verrucalvaceae.